CUCCCUCUCUGUCUCUCCUCUUCUUCUUCGUCUCCUAUCACAUACUUGCAUUCAAGUCUGUGCACAAAACAAUCUCCCAACACUUUUCUGUACUCAUAAAGCUCAGUUGAUAAAUGGGGGAGUGAAAGAUAUAAAGGCACACAUAGAGACAGAGAAAGAGGGAGAUACAUAGAGGAUACAUGGAAAAGGACUCUGCGAUAGAUAGAGCUACAGGAAUAAACAGAUAAAGGAAGAGAGACAGACAGGGAUAGGCAGAAACAAAGACAAAGAAUGACAGACGGAGAUGGAAGAAAGGAGGGCGAGUGAGGCGGGAGGCAGCCUGGUGGAUCCAUAAUUUCAGACUGAUAUGAUGUUGAUUUUAUUUUUGUUGUUGGUGUGCGUGUGUCUUGUGACUUUGAGGUGACUUAGUCCAUUUAUCACCAGACUAUCAAGGAGCCUCUUGUGUGUCAGUGAUAUAUGAGCUGCUCUCUUUGUUUGUUUGUUUUUGUUUUUUUGUUUGUUUGUUUUGAAACCUUCUGGCCACAUGCUCAUUUGUCUGAAGAAUAUCUGUUUGUUUGUUUGUUUGUUUGUGUCUGGUCUGUGUUUGUGCUGGUGUGACCAGAGUCACUACCGAAACUGUGCUGGAGAAGAAGAAGAGAGGGGUAGAGGCGGGCUGUGUUAAGCCCCGCCUCUCCUCAUCCCGCACGUAUAAAUAGGAGGCGAACAGAGCCUAUUCUCACUCCACACUUGCACUGAAGAAUGAGAUCCUUAAAGCACCUGAAACCUCACAGCAGGAGGAGCGUGGAGGAGGCGAGCCGGCGCCUGGGUAGAUGUGAGCCCAAGGUAAUGGCCAGGCUGGUGGACAUAGGCACACAGACAGAUCCAGUAGUUGUGCUGUCCUUGGCCCAGGCUGCCGUGCUAGGUCUCAUCUCCCAGAAUGAAGUGUUCGGAGCUACCAUUGCACCUAAUGGCUUCUACACAGGCGAACCCAAAGAGUCCCCCGCACCACCAGUAGACGGAGUCGACUACGAGUACGCAGACCAGCUUAUCGGAGCCAACGGAGAUUACCUAGGAGACAACUUGGGAGAAGACGGUCAGAUGCAACCCAGCUGCAGUCAGAGGAGGUGGCAGCAGGGCCCCCCUCAGCAUCCAGAUGCGAAAAUGGUUGUCCCCGAUCGUCACAGUCUUCAAGGCGGUGACGUGUCCUCGUCCCAUGUGAAAGGCGAAGGGGUAAACUCUGGAAUGUCCUCCUGUGUCCACAUGCUUAACAAUUUGGCACCCAGAGGUGGUUUGGUACAAGUGGAUCCAGCUACCCUCAGAGGCAACAACAAGAACUGUGCAGAGUGUGAACGGGAAGCGUCCAACCAGCAGCAAGCCAACACACACGUUCACCCUCCUCCCCCCCAGGUGGGCCACAGAGGAGGGGAGCAGGGUCACAGAGGACUGCAGGGCCAACGCCCUAUGGGCGGUCAUGGUCGAGGUGGCAGAGAGGAUGAAGAAGAUGUAGAACACCAGGGGAGCAACAUGAUGAAGCCCACACAGCAGGAGGAAGCUAUCAGCAGCUACUUCCAGACCAGUGAAGUGGGCAGCUAUGAUUCGGCAGAAAUGGGCAUGGGGGGUGAGUACGAAGACGGCAGCCAGAACAUGAUGUGGACAGAUGGGAGUGGAGGAGGGCAGCACCAACAGCCUCCACAUCCCCAGCCUCCUCGUCGGCAUGGCGGCCGCAGAGUAGACCGGCUAGAUAUCAACAUCCAGAUUGAUGAAUCUUACUGUGUAGACGUGGGAGAUGGUCUUAAGCGCUGGAAGUGCCGCAUGUGCGAUAAAUCAUACACCUCCAAGUACAACCUGGUCACACACAUCCUGGGCCACAACGGCAUCAAACCGCACGCUUGUCCACAUUGCGGUAAGCUCUUCAAGCAGCCCAGUCAUCUUCAAACUCACCUGCUGACCCAUCAAGGUACGCGACCCCACAAAUGCACCGUCUGCAAGAAGGGCUUCACACAGACCAGCCACCUGAAGCGACACAUGCUCCAACACACUGACGUCAAACCCUACAGCUGCCGCUUCUGCCGCCGCGGCUUCGCCUAUCCCAGCGAGCUGCGAGCGCACGAGGUGAAGCACGAGCGCGGACGCUGCCACGUCUGCUCGCAGUGCGGCAUGGAGUUCCCCACCUACGCCCACCUCAAACGCCACCAAACCAGCCACCAGGGCCCCCACACCUUCCAGUGCACCGAGUGCAACAAGUCGUUUGCCUACCGUAGCCAGCUCCAGAACCACCUCCUGAAGCACCAGAGUCCGAGGCCUUACACCUGCUCCCAGUGCGGCCUCGAGUUUGUGCAGCUCCACCACCUACGUCAACACUCGCUCACUCAUAAGGGGAUGAAAGGCCACAAGUGUGAUGUGUGUUCCCGGGAGUUCACCCUGUCGGCCAACCUGAAGAGGCACAUGCUCAUCCACAACAGCGUCAGACCCUUCCAGUGUCACGUCUGCUUCAAGAGCUUCAUCCAGAAACAGACCCUCAAGACCCACAUGAUCGUCCACCUGCCUGUGAAGCCAUUCAAAUGCAAGGUAUGUGGCAAGUCUUUCAACAGAAUGUACAACCUGCUGGGUCACAUGCAUCUCCAUGCCGGCAGCAAGCCCUUCAAGUGUCCUUACUGCACCAGUAAGUUCAACCUGAAGGGAAACCUCAGCCGGCACAUGAAGGUCAAGCAUGGCAUGGACGUCUCACCAGAGGGACAAGAAGUUCUUCCAGAAAUUGAAAGCCAGGGGGAGUAUGAAGGACAGAACUUCAGCUUUACAUCGCCAGACAAUAUGGACAAUGGUAGCUCCCAAAACCUCACUAAACUCACCACAGCAAACAUGGAGGACAUGGAGGAGUAUUACAAUUUUGCAAAGGAUACAAGCAGCUACACUACACCAUGAAUAGUGAUGGACCAGAGAACAUGUUUGUUUUGUUUUUGUUUGCUUUUUUGAAAGCAGAAGGAAAUUACAAAGUUGUUGUCAAGGCUUUGGGGAACACUGGGGAGGGGGUUUUCAUUUAGUUUUGGCCUCCUUCCAGAAGAGCCAGAACUGCCGGACUCUGAUGAGAGGCCGUGAAGGAGAUGCACUUCAAAGGAGGCAUUUCAGCUCUGUUGCUGAUCGCAGAGACACUGAACCUGUUCACGCGGUCUGGAGCUCCUUUUUUGGGAUUACUGCGCUUACAGACUCAAAAGACUCUCACUGGCGGACAGUUAAAUCUGUAUGUUGUGUGUAUGUAUCAGUUAUUUGAAGAAAAAAAAAAAGAAAGAAAAACGUUGCAGUUGCAGAGCCAUCAGUUACAUUUGAUGUGAUAGAGAUUUGUUUACCAUUUUGCCAUUUUUGUCAUUCACAACCAAUGUAUGCCGUUAUAUUUUUGACUGAAAGUGCCAGCUAGAUACACUUGCAACCAAGCUUCCACCAUGUCAGCUAUUUACUCACUGUAUAUUGAACUUUUGAUACAUAGUCACAACAUAUUCAUAGGUUUGAAUGCUCUUACUAAACAGAUCCUAAUUGUAGUUACCUGUUCCUGCCCAGUCCUCAGUUUAAACAGCCCGGUUGUUCAGUUCUUUGGUGCUUAUUGGCACAGGACAUUGUAGCCAAUGUUGACAGGGCACUUACUAUCAAAGUUGCUACUGUUCCCAUGCCGGCUGAUACCAGAAAACAAUGUUACCGACAUGUUAAUUGUACAAACAAUUCUUCAACAUGCAGUGUGUUUACCCACAGUUUUUCGUUAUACAUGGUUUAGCUUUACAUUAAUAAUCUAUCCCGUGUAGUGAAUAUACUGCUCUAGUUUUUGAAUUAUUGAGUGAACAAUACAAAAGCACUUUUUCAUUGAGACCUGUCAUUUUUCUGUGAAGACUGUCAGUAACAGUAAGAGUGAACUCGUUUGCCUCAAGGAGAAAAGCAGGGGGGGGAAUAAGACCAUAGGAUCUUCCAAACCCCCAUAACGGCAAUAUUAUUAAAUACAAACUGAUAUACUGACAUACUGCUUUGUCAGUAGGUUUUUUUAAUUUUUUUUUUUUAAUUGCAGUUUUCUUGAUAUGGAUAUUUCACAGUUGCCAGUUCAAAUGUGAAUUGAAGAUGUGCAGUUUGUACGGAGAAUCAACAGUUUGUUUUUGUUUGUUUUUUGUUGUUGUUUGUAGUUUCAGCACUCCAAGGCUGUUUUCACUUCACUUUCAAUUCAGUUCAUUUCAUUCAGAAAGAUAUUUCUCACCUCAAUGGAAAAAAAGGACUGAAAAUGAAAAAAAAAUUCAAUCUGUAGAUUUAAAAAAAAGAAAGAAAAGAAAUUGUUUGGAGGUCCUGGUUACUAUUUGAAUGGUUGAAUUGUAAGUGGACUGACCCUAGUCCUGCUAUUCAUUAUUCUGUUUUGGGGAAGACAGUCAGCUCCCCCUGUCCUGCCAUGCAGGUCAGUCAUGAUAUGCACACUAAACCAGAGGAAUGGUCUUCUAGUUCUUUUUUGAAAUGAGGAAUAUCAAACUGAGGCCUCAUGGAAAUUGACCAUGAAUUAUUUAAUAAAGGUUCUCUAGUUUAAAUGAUGGAGACUGGUGUUUUAAUCUGUCACUGUUUCAGAGGUUAAUCCUCACCGUCUGAUAUUUUUAGCCAUGCUGGGAUGGCAGUGUCAUUCUCUCACUUCUAUAUAACUAUCUCAUGUUGACUGCAGGAUGGACCUGCAAAUCUAAUGACAUUCCUAUCAGCCUCAGCUCUACUUCACUUUAUUUUAUUUUUUUUUAAGUGUGCUAAGAUGCUAAACUACAGUAAUCUAAUCUAUCGAUUACUAUGGUAAUCAUAAUAAAUGUACUUGCUUAACAUCAGCAUGUUAGCAUUUUCAUUAUGCAUGUUAGCAUGCUGACAUUUAGCUCAAAGCACCACUGUACUUAAGUACAACCUCACACAGCUGCCAGCCCGGCUCUAGACUUAGUUUUUACUCUGGCUCUAGGGAUGGCAGUAUCUGCCGGUCCACCACUUUGGUCCAGACUUAAAUAUCUCAGCAACUAUCAGGCGGAUUGUCUAAAAAGAAACAUUGCCCUCAGGAUGAAUUGUAAUAACCUUGGCGAUCCCCUGACUUUUUAUCUCGAGCCAUCACUGGGGGGAAAAGGGACAAUUUUUCUAUACCAUGCCAUACAAGGAGUACCUGCACACUGGAACCACAGCCCCUUUUUCAUUUUAUUAGCUCAAUCUCAACCAACUACAGGAAAACCCACAGGAAGAAAAGUAGGGAAUAUAGCAAACAUAUAAUCAUUUAUCAUCACAUGAAUGGUAUCCCUCAUUUCCAUCCUGUGGGUAUUUGAGAACUGUAUGUUGGUCGACACUUUUGCAAAUAAAAAGGGAACUUUAGGUAAAGUUA
Larimichthys crocea (large yellow croaker) is the source of this 5341-nucleotide messenger RNA. It is a transcript of the gene znf710b, whose product is annotated as zinc finger protein 710b. The transcript has 5 exons. Gene Ontology annotation, biological process: regulation of transcription by RNA polymerase II. The record is from RefSeq and is a predicted model, not a curated record. Gene Ontology annotation, cellular component: nucleus. Gene Ontology annotation, molecular function: DNA-binding transcription factor activity; RNA polymerase II cis-regulatory region sequence-specific DNA binding. The coding region runs from base 739 to 2901 and encodes 720 amino acids. Lineage: Eukaryota; Metazoa; Chordata; Actinopteri; Sciaenidae.